Molecule: messenger RNA, 558 nt
Organism: Leptosia nina
Lineage: Eukaryota; Metazoa; Arthropoda; Insecta; Lepidoptera; Pieridae
Source: the annotation of a GenBank genome assembly
AUGGCGGAGUACGGUCUCUAUGGCGCUAUGGUGCGACACUCCUUGCCACUGCCAGAAACCAUUCUCAAGAGCGCAAAGGAUAAUGACAACGUCGCUCCUUGGCUUCUUGGUAUGCACCGCAAGUCGAUCGAGGCGGCGCAGCACCUCAAGGAGUCUGGGUCAGAACGCGAAGGGUCUGAAGCGGAGCCCGAGCGCGCACCUUCCGCCUCGCCACAUAGGCAUGACGUACAUGAUGGCCAGGCGCAAAGUUCACCUGGUAGCAGUACCACGGCGUCUUCUUCGGCGAAAGGUCGCGCUUCCCCAGACGGACGGGAACUGUAUGAAGACCCUGAAGCCUUCCGUAACAACAGCAUCGCCUGUCUACGGGCCAAAGCUCAGGAGCACCAGGCACGAUUGCUCUCCAAUAACCUCCUUCUGCAGAUGUAUGAGAAGUUCAGUGACUGUUCGCAGGUGCGUGGACUCCACCGGUCCAGCGCGCCGAGCGUCGACGAUGACGGACCCACUGACAUCGACGUGGGCACUGAACAGCCGCCCCACGAGACUGCUCGCCUCUACUGA